AUGCGCCCACUCACCCGACUUCGACCACACCUCUACGCGAGGCCUGUGGUAAAUAGAACUUUGCAAUUAAAUACUGCAAGGCCACAAUGGCUGUCUACAUCAGCAAUUCGCCGCUGUUCCUGUGGUGAUGCCGCCAACAAGGUCGAAUCCAUACCUCCUACCGAUCACCGAGCUUUAGGAAUCACCCAAGAGCUCUUUACUUCUUCCGUCUACAGCCCCGGAUCUCCUCUCUUCCUCCCCAACGGUACACACGUCAUCAACAAGCUCAUCACCUUCCUCCGAACCCAAUACCUACAGUACGGCUUCCGCGAGGUCCUAACACCAUCCAUUUACAAACGAUCGCUAUGGGAAGUGUCGGGUCACUGGCAAAACUACAAAGAUGAUAUGUACGAGGUGACAGGUCGCGGCGCGAGUGGCCACACGGACGGUGAGGUGGGGGAAGAUGAGUCCUAUGGUCUAAAACCAAUGAACUGUCCUGGCCACUGCCUGCUUUUCAAGUCACAAAAUCAUUCCUACCGCGAGUUGCCCGUGCGCUACGCGGAUUUCAGCCCGCUUCACCGAAACGAAGUCUCUGGCUCCUUGACCGGUCUUACUCGUGUGCGUCGGUUCCACCAGGAUGACGGCCACAUCUUCUGCCGACCGCAGCAGAUUAAGUCGGAGAUCGCGUCAGCAUUGGGAUUUGUCGAGAUGGCCAUGAAGACAUUCGGACUGGGUCCGUACCGAUUGGUACUUUCGACUCGACCUGAGACAGAUUACAUCGGAACUUUGGAGAUGUGGGACAAUGCGGAGAAUCAAUUGCGCCAGGCCUUGGACAGCACCGGGCGUGAAUGGACAUUGAAUGAAGGCGACGGUGCUUUUUACGGUCCUAAGAUUGAUAUUCAGCUUCAAGAUCAGGCGGGCAAAUUUCAUCAAUUGUCGACUAUCCAGCUGGAUAUGAACUUGCCUCAGCGAUUUGGCCUAGAGUACCAGGUUGCCGAAGGCGAGGAGGACUAUAACCCGGCCACUCCGGGAGUUGCGACCCCUGUUUUGGUGCACCGGGCUAUAUUCGGCUCCCUCGAGCGAUUUCUGGCAUUACUGAUGGAGGAACAUGGUGGUCAUUGGCCAUUCUGGCUCUCUCCGCGCCAGGGAAUCAUCCUGACAGUCAACCAGGAUGAUGCCGUGGUGAAGCAAGCACAAGAAGCAGCGGCCAAAUUUUCCGGAUUCCGAGUCCUCCAGAAUGAUAACGCUGAGCCGCCGCGUCCGUUAUCGUCACUUGAUUCCACUUUCCUGAUGGAUGUUGAUACUAGCGCUCAGACCCUGGGCAAGAAGAUUCAACGCGCCAAGCAAAUGAAAUAUAACCUUAUUUUCAUUCUGGGUUCGCGCGAUCUAGCUGAUGGUGGUAUCACAGUCGACGUUACUGGACAGAUGAAGAGCAAGACUGAUGCAGAUGGGCAGCAGUUCCAGGCUCUAAUCCAGUCUCAGUUAGGCGAGGGUGCUCUACAGAAUCCUAGAGCCGUGAAGCUUAAGUUGGAUGAAGUGCAUCCCUUAUUGGUCCAAUUUGAGAAGAACUUCCUGUGA
This is a messenger RNA of Penicillium longicatenatum, 1557 nucleotides long. RefSeq names its product threonine--tRNA ligase MST1. The record is from RefSeq and is a predicted model, not a curated record. Gene Ontology annotation, molecular function: ATP binding; threonine-tRNA ligase activity. The coding region runs from base 1 to 1557 and encodes 518 amino acids. The transcript has a single exon. Gene Ontology annotation, cellular component: cytoplasm. Lineage: Eukaryota; Fungi; Ascomycota; Eurotiomycetes; Eurotiales; Aspergillaceae. Gene Ontology annotation, biological process: threonyl-tRNA aminoacylation.